Molecule: messenger RNA, 2072 nt
Organism: Cololabis saira (Pacific saury)
Lineage: Eukaryota; Metazoa; Chordata; Actinopteri; Beloniformes; Belonidae
Exons: 4
Coding region: 1-651 (216 amino acids)
Source: RefSeq, a predicted model, not a curated record
AUGCUGGACAGCGAUAGUCAAGGACCAGGGAGGUGGAGACAGACAGAGUUGCACAUAGAGACUGAGCCUGCAGUCACUCUCCUUCAGGACUGGCAACAAGAAAACCACUUUAAAGGCAGGCGGAGAAGGGCAAGGCACACACUCAAACUGCACUGUGGGAAAAAUACUGUGUGUGCCACUGGCAAAGAAGAAAACAACACACCUGAAGACAUCAACAAGGAAGCUGAAGGAUUUUUUUUUCCUUUUGCAUCAACCCCACUGGCAUCAGUGUGUAUAAAACAUUUUUCACAGCCGACUCCUAAUCCUGGGCAGUGUGUGGGCAGCUCUCUUCUGGAUCACUCGCUACAUGUCUCAGAAGACACUCAACAGGCUUCUCCCUCGUGUCUCGUCUCCUCUUCAUCUGCUGGUUUGUUUUUUCUGACUCUUAGCCUGUGUUUGAGUGUGAGGAACCAGCAGAAACUUUCACAGGAUGGACGCCAGAGACGAGACGCUGGGCCUCCUGAACCAGAUAUGGGCCAAGCUGAAAGAUCUGCCCAACGCCCACCCUUUACAGCUGGGAGCCUUCUUCAUCCUCCUAGCCUUCAUCUUGAUGGUCCUGCUGGUAACGGUGCUGACCUGUGUGAGCUGCUGCUGCUGCUGCUGCUGUCGUAGGACCAAGCUGAAAGAGUCCAACAUUUAAGUGAAAUCUCUCCAUGCAGAUGGAACCCCAUUAUCUUUGAACACUGAACUUUCAAAUAUGGCAUCUGGGCACAGAAGACUGUAAAUCAGGUCUUCACUGCAGCUCCGUGGAGCACAAGUCCUUCAGUAAACUCAUUCUCAGGAAUCUUGCUUAUGCAACAUGCCUAUAUGAUCCACGGCGAUGAUGCACCAAAGAGGCCCAACCCUUGAUCAGCAGGGUUCACAAUGGUGAAGGUUUUCCUUAGAAGCUCCUGGACACGCCUGCUAGAGCUGCCAGGCUUUCAGGAGAAUCCACAUUCCUCGGAGCAUCCCUCUCUCUUCAGGGCAACAACAGCUCCUCUGACCUGAGGAGACGGCAGAACCAGCUCCAGCUCUCUUACAUGCAUACAUAUACAGGAUCAAACAUGCUUACAGUGAAUUAUAUACAGUGAGCUGAACAGUAUUAUGUAAAGGGAGAAGUCAAAAUCAUUUGUAGAUGUUUUUUGUAAACAUGGCUUCAUGUCUCUAUGAUGGAGUCAGAAUCAACACUUUUUAAAGAUUUUUUUAUAGGUAGACUGAUUAAAAACACAAGUAAGGUUGUUGUUUUUUAAGACUCAGUUGUUUUCAAACCUAAUUAGUUGACAAAGUACAGUAGAGGGAUGGAUGAAGUCUGCCCUCUGCUGGAAAGAAACCUAAAGGACCGCAAUGAUCUCAGUGAAAAAUCAAGUACAAGCUACAAUGUAAACUGUGUUUAUUAGAUUCAACUUUGUUGUUUAUACACAUAUAAGUACAAGGACAUAAAAUGGAUGGAUGAUGUCAGUUAUAUGGCUAUUUCUGUGCAGGAGGAUAUUUAUAGUCGAUAUAAACAUUGUGAGGCUGGUAGCUAUGGAUAUAAUUUACAGAUGGAUAUAUAUACAGUUGAUAUGUGCAGUUUAAAGCCAGAUAUUUACAGUUAUAUAGUGUUUAAGUAACAGUGGAUUAGAAACUACAAAUAUUAGAUUAUUGGUAUCUACAGUCGGUUAUAUAAAAAAGAUACAAUGAUUGCAUACUGUGGAUUAUAUAAAGGUAGUAGUGUGAUGGAUCAUAUCUGAAACAGUUAAAAAUGGUCCAACAGAUUUGUGAUGAUGUGAUGCUUCCAAUAUACACUACUACUUCCACUGGCGUGUAUGCAAUUCACAAAAAAAAACUUUAAUAACGUGUGUAUUAUCCUUCUCUUCACUAUAACUCUAAAGUCUGUGGCAGUUUUGUCCGUCUCCUUUCCAGAGCCACAUUUUUCUUGCACAAAAGUUUGAGUGAUCUACACAAACAUUUUAAAUCUUUUUCUUUAAAAAACAAGCGCAACAAAAGACAGCAUGAUACUCAGCCUAUCGUAAAAUAAAGUAAAAUACAAAUCAGUUUGAUUGACUAGAAGGGCC